Molecule: messenger RNA, 1038 nt
Organism: Linum tenue
Lineage: Eukaryota; Viridiplantae; Streptophyta; Magnoliopsida; Malpighiales; Linaceae
Source: the annotation of a GenBank genome assembly
AUGGGCUGCGUCUCUUCGAAUCUGCUGAGCAAUGAAGAAACCUUCACGCAGCUGGGUGGCUCAGCCUUGGGCGUCGGCCAUCACAUCGUCUCCCUCACCUCCACCACCUACGGCCUCCUCAACCUCGACCCACCUUCCUCCACCACCACCACCGCCGCCGCUCCCGCUCCGCCGCCUCGCUUCACCUUGGGCUCCGUCUUCCCAGCUUCUCUAACCGACUCGCCCGCUCCAACCCCCACCGGCGACCGAUUCCGCCCCGAUCCGCCCCAAGAAGUCAUCAAUUCCUGGGAACUAAUGUCCGGCCUCGACCCCGUCGACAGCUUCCGCUUCUCUCCCCUUCCUCCUCCCCCUCGAAAGGACCCAAUUGGGGAAACCAUUGCCGCUUUCUCUAAGCCCCCGCCGCCUCCACCGCAGCAGAAGGAAUCCCCGAUUUCGGGUUUGCUGGAGGGAUUCGAGGAGCUCUGCCCACCCAACGGGGAGAACAGGGUGGUGAUCUACACCACCAGCCUGAGAGGGAUCCGCAAGACGUUCGAGGCCUGCAGCGUAGUCCGGGCAGCAAUCGAAUCGUUCGGGGUCCAAAUCUGCGAGAGGGACGUCUCCAUGGAUCGCGGAUUCAAGGAGGAGCUGAAGGAUCUGAUGAUGAUCAGAUCUGGUGACGGAUGCAGGAAAGGGAAAGGGGAAGGUGAAGAUUCCGCGGCGGCCGCCGCGACUGUGCUGCCGAGGGUGUUUGUGAGAGGAAGGUACUUGGGUGGGGUGGAGGAGGUGAUGAGGAUUGUGGAGGAAGGGCGGAUGGCGGAUUUGCUGCAGGGUGUUACCAGGAGUAAAGCCAUUGGCGGCGGCAGCUGCGAAGGUUGUGGGAAUGUGAGGUUCUUGCCCUGUUUUUCCUGCAAUGGGAGCUGUAAAGUGGUGAUGAUGGUGGUGAAGGAGAAGGAGAAGGAGGCUGGUGGUGGUGGGGGAUUUGGUGCUGCGAGGUCGGUUGUGGUGAGGUGCCCUGACUGCAAUGAGAAUGGAUUGGUGUUGUGUCCGAUUUGCAGCUGA